This is a messenger RNA of Parnassius apollo (apollo), 432 nucleotides long. The record is from the annotation of a GenBank genome assembly. NCBI's taxonomy places the organism in Eukaryota, Metazoa, Arthropoda, Insecta, Lepidoptera, Papilionidae.
AUGACAAAAACAAAUAUCACGAAGUUGCUCUUGAACGACAAUAACAAUCGUGUUACCUCCACGGCCAGUGCAAGAAGGACUUUCAGCAAAAGACCGCCAGUUGAAGAGACAGCAUCUUUUCUCCAAUCGCUGUUGGCUUCGCAUGGACCCAAUUAUCUGGAAAAGCUGUUCGGGAGCAAAGCGCGUGAUGCACUGGAACCACUUGGUGGGGUUGAAAAGGUUGCCAUCGCCCUGUCUGAAUCUCAAACUAUCGAAGACUUUGGAGCAGCUCUGCAUCUAAUGAGAUCUGACUUGGAACACCUCCGCUCCGUCUUCAUGGCAGUUGAGAACGGCGACCUCGGAAUGCUCAAGUCCCUCGGCAUCAAGGACUCCGAAUUGGGAGAUGUGAAAUUCUUCCUGGAGAAACUGGUGAACACUGGUUUCCUUGACUGA